This is a messenger RNA of Tripterygium wilfordii, 3474 nucleotides long. Its product is annotated as titin homolog. Gene Ontology annotation, cellular component: chromatin; nucleus. Bases 233 to 3157 code for a protein of 974 amino acids. NCBI's taxonomy places the organism in Eukaryota, Viridiplantae, Streptophyta, Magnoliopsida, Celastrales, Celastraceae. The transcript has 14 exons. Gene Ontology annotation, biological process: DNA repair; mitotic sister chromatid cohesion. The record is from RefSeq and is a predicted model, not a curated record.
UAAAUUAUGGUCGUAUAUUUCAAAAAUAAUCUCUCUCCCUCUCUCUAAGGAGUAAGAAAAAAAAACCCUAACCCGUGCUCUCUCUCUAAAAUCUGCUCUAAAUCUGGUUCUAUCGUCCUAGAUUCACCGUUUUUGAGUGUGGUUUGCGUUUUGCAUGGUGCAAAACCGAACCUAGACUUUGAGAUUUCGAACGAUCUACGGACAGAGGGACACACAGGGUAACAGAGAAACGAUGGCUACUUCUGCGGACAAGGAGCUAGAGAGGCAGCUAUUUGAAGCGGGAAAUCGAUUGGCUGACCCUCCUUCUUCCGUUGAUGAACUCCUUGCACUCCUCGAUCAAGUUGACAAAUGCCUAGCCAAGGUUGAGCAGUCCCCAGGGGAAUCAAUGCAGAAGGCACUUGCACCGUCGUCGCCAGCCUUGGUUUCUGAUAAGCUAUUUCAGCAUCCAGAUGUUGAUGUCAAAGUUUCUGUUGCAUCUUGUAUUAGUGAGAUUACUCGAAUAACAGCACCUGAAGCUCCAUAUGACGAUGAGCAAAUGAAGGAAGUUUUUCAGCUCAUCGUGUCAUCGUUUGAAAACCUAUCUGACAAAUCUAGUCGAUCAUAUGAAAAGAGGACCUCAAUUCUUGAAACUGUGGCAAAGGUGAGGUCAUGUGUCGUAAUGCUGGAUCUCGAAUGUGAUGAGCUGAUUGUUGAGAUGUUCCAGCAUUUCCUAAACUCAAUCAGGGACCACCAUCCUGAAAAUGUGUUCUCAUCGAUGGAGAUCAUUAUGAGUCUUGUCAUAGAGGAAAGUGAAGAAAUCAGUAUGGAGUUAUUAUCUACAAUGUUGGCUAGCCUAAGGAACAAUGAGGAGGUUCUGCCUAUUGCUCGGAAGCUUGGAGAGAAGGUGCUUGAAAGCUCUUCUACUAAGCUUAAACCGUACCUGAUACAAGCAGUGAAAACCUUGGGCAUUUCUUACAAUGAUUAUAGUAAAGUGGUCGCUACUAUAUGUGAAGAGAUAUCUGGAGAUGACCUGAAGGAUGUCCAUGAUGCUGACGAACAUACGGCUGGUGAGAGCAAGAUGUUGAAGGCGCCAUUGGAUGACGCGAAGCAGGCUAACGAAGGGAUGGAAAGAGAAGCACCAUCUGUUGAGCAGGGGACAGAAGCUGAAGAACCAUCUGUUGAGCAGGGACCAGAAGCUGAAGCACCUUCCGUUGAGCAGGGAACGGAACCAGAAGUGCCAUCUGUUGAGCAGGAGAUGGAUACAGAAGCGCCAUCUGUUGAGCAAAGUAGUCCUACAAAUGACAUGGCUUCCAAGCCUGUUGAGGCAAAUGGUAUUCCACAAACAGGUGAAGACGAGUCCUUGGUUGGUCCUGAUUCCUCAGAGAAGCAGGAAGCUGCCCAGCAAAAAGAACAGCCAAAAGCUAUUGAUGGGUUGACUGAUGAUGGACCUGGGAGCUUGGAUGUAGAGAAGGUAGUCAGCCCGGGACAUAAUCGAGAGCAAGCUAGCAAGAGAAAAGGACGGAAGCCUAACUCAUUGAAAUUAGCAGAACCUUCUGAGAUUUCUCAAGCUACUGGUGAGAAGGAAGCUGAGGAUUUUCCAGACCAUGAAAGUCAGAACCUUGAUAUAUCCUGUGAAUCUAGCAAGGAUCCAUCUGUUGAUCCAGUUUUACCUUUAGAAAAUGAAAAAGUGACUGAUGUUCAACUGUCCUCGCAAAAGGUUGUAGAGGGCGAAACCAUAAAUGCGUCUUCUUCACCAGCCAAUGGUAGCAUCGCUGAUGAUAGUCGUUCUAGAAAGACUGGGAGAUCCAAGAAGAAUGAAGGAUCUGUGCCUGCUGAGGAUGUGCUUAAAAAGGCAUCUGAAGAAGCUAGUGACACAGAGAAUAAAGAAAGUCGUUCUAGAAAGACUGGGAGAUCCAAGAAGAAUGAAGGAUCUGUGCCUGCUGAGGAUGUGCCUAAAAAGGCAUCUGAAGGAGCCAGUGACACAGAGAAUAAAACACAUAGGCGUUCUGGGAAGAAGUUGCGUACUGGAUCCUCUAAAGAGGCUGAAGCACCACUCAUUGGAGAUGUACCUAAGAAGGGAAGUGGCACGACAAAUGAGUCUGAUGGUAAACCACUUAAACAUCCAGCUAAGAAGAUAGAUGCUGAAGGUAUAAUUGGGGAAGGGUCGACUCCUUUUCAGACGGGAAAUAAGAAAAGGCAGGCCAAAGCAAUUUUGGAAAAGGGUUCAACAAAAGAUGAGGAAGUUGCUUCUCUGAACUCAGCUGAACUGCUGCUUAAGGAGAGUCCAAAAACAAAUUCCAAAAGGAAGCGCACCCCGGGGAAAGAAAAGGAACUUGGUGAUGUGGGUUCUGGUGAGGAGUUGAUUGGUAAGAAGAUCAAGGUCUUGUGGCCUUUGGACAAGAAGUACUAUGAAGGAGUCAUUGAUUCUUUUGAUUCUGUGAAGAGAAAACAUAAGGUUGUAUACGUUGAUGGUGAUGUUGAAGAACUAUAUCUGAAAAAAGAGAAAUGGGAGAUCAUUUCAGAUUUAUCUGGAUCUGAUGGGGAAGAGAAAGCUGAUCAUCCAACACCUGAUGCUUCGUCUGAGAUGCCCCUCAAGAAGAAACUGAAGGCAAAUUCUGAUCAGUCAACUAAGCAUGGAAAAUUGGAUGUCUCACAUAAAAGGGUUGGAAGUGCUUCCUCCAGCAAAUCCAAAGGGGCAGGAACAAAAUCUGAUCACAAGUCCAAGGAUGCUGGCAAAGCUGACAGCAAAUCCAAAAAGGACCCUAAACAGUCCGAUGAUGAUGAUGAUGAUGAUGUUGUGGGAAAAUUUAAGGAUGGUACCCCAAAAGGUUCGAGCAAAUCCAAGAAGGAUGACAGAGCCACUCCCAAGACUAACAAAUCAAAGGAAGAGAGCUCUCUCUCGUUGAAAACCUCAAAAUCCAAAUAUGACACAGCGAAGACUGAUAAGUCCAGGCAAGAAGACCCCAAGGGAAGCUUCAGUGGCAAGGGGAAAACACCAAAAACUGGUGAGAAGUCUAAUGCUAAUGGCAGUGGCAAGGUGAAAUCUGGUUCAUCAAAGGUGAAAGGUGGCGAGGAUGCAAAGGACAUCACCACUGAUACUGCAAAGAUUGUCGAAAGUUCCAAAGGAAAGUCAACAAGCUCAUCAAAGGUAUCGGGAAAACGUCGAAGAGGAGCCUAGGUUUAAUGUCCUGGUCUUUACAACUUUUAUUUUUCUCUAAAUCGUUUAGGAACCACCUCUCUUUUUUAUUGCAGCUUUGUUCUUGCACAAGUGCUGCAAUCCACAGUAAGCCAUGGGUUCGUUGAUUAGCAUUAGCCUUGUCAUGUCAGUCUAGUUUAUAGAUGGUCGUAAGUUAGUUUUUUGCCCUCCAUUGUUGUGCCUAGCUAUUUAUUUAUUUUAUUUUGGGGCACAUUAAAUACAUUGGAUUAGUUUUUAUUUUAAGAAGAAACCUAUUUUCAUUUGUGAUAUCAGAUUUACCAGAUGGGGUAUUGGAUUGA